This is a messenger RNA of Dracunculus medinensis (Guinea worm), 339 nucleotides long. The record is from the annotation of a GenBank genome assembly. NCBI's taxonomy places the organism in Eukaryota, Metazoa, Nematoda, Chromadorea, Rhabditida, Dracunculidae.
AUGACGGAAUAUGAACUCGAUAAGCCCUCAGCAGAACGCGAUAAUUCAUUUUCGAAAGCAAAGAACGACCGGUCGAAUGAAUUGCGAAAAAUUCACAUAAUUGAUCGUUUAAUCAACAAACAUCGUGCAAAAAGAAACGAAUCGCAGUCUUUAGACGUAGAAAAGAAUGAAACGUUCAUUGAUGAAGGCGAAAUGAUGAAAAAAGCCCUGGAAAAGGCUGCUCGAGAAGCAAUUUUACUUGAAACAAAGCGCGCUGCCAUUAGGUCUCGAUCUAUGGGCGCUCAGGGGUGGUUGACUAAUAAAAUACUGAAUAUAUGGUCAGUUAUGAAAGAACUGUAA